AUCACGUUGGCAGCACAACGAGUCGACCGACCCUCAGUCUCCGUCUUUGCAGCUACUUCUUUAGAGCCGAUCGACGCUUUUCAAACGCGACGGUGACCUGAGAGUGCACUAGCAGGCGGCCAGCGUCUCGUCGAGAGCGGCCAGUCGGCAUGGCCGUGUGAUGGAGUGUCCGCAUCUCGAUGUGGGCGCCGAGGUGGAGGCGGCUGCCCGCUCGUCGGCAGCGGCCGGGGGCGGCAAGUGCGACGGCUGCGAUGCAACGCAAAGCCUUUGGUUGUGCCUGACGUGCGGCGCGCUCAACUGCGGCCGCUACGUCGCCGGACACGCCAAGGCGCACUACGAGGACACCGGCCACGCGACCGCCCUCGACUGGACGGCGCUGUCCGUCUACUGCUACACCUGCGAUGAGUACGCCGUCAACGACAACCAGCGGUUGACCGCCGUGAGGGCGGCCAGGUCGGCACCGGCGCCCCGGCGCUCCCUGAGACCGCGCAAGCCCACCAAGCGUUCACCCACCGGCAGACAGGAGGAGAAUGAGGAGGAGGAGGUGGAGGAGACGGCCACCAAGAGGCCCAAGGAGGUGCGCGUGGUUGGUCUGCGCAACCUGGGGAACACGUGCUUCAUGAACGCCGUUUUGCAGUCGCUGAGCAACAUUCAAGAGUUUUGUGGCUACUUUAAGAAGCUGCCAGCUCUUGAAGCCAAAGAUGGCCGGGGAAGACUUGCUUAUCGCAACUUGCGGUACGACGAGAGUGACAGUCUGAUGACCGAGGAGCUGCGAAAGGUGCUGGUUAGCCUCGACAGCGGCGACAAGGCUGCUAUCUCACCAGAGUCACUCUUCUCCGUAAUCUGGAAAGUGGUGCCUCGCUUCAGAGGUUACCAGCAGCAGGAUGCCCAUGAGUUCCUGCGCUACAUGCUGGACCGGCUGCACACCGAGCUGCUGACAUUGCUGCCAAACGAGCCUGCCAACCACUCGAUUGUGACCAGCGUGUUUGGCGGCACCCUGCAGAGCGAGGUGCACUGUCUCACUUGCGGCACCGACUCUAAAAAACACGACCCCUUCCUUGAUCUGUCCCUCGACGUACCCGACAGAUUCCUGCCGAACAGAACGAAGAGCAAGGAAAACACCGAGGAGUGUGCAGUUUCAUGCCACCUUGAAGACUGCUUAAAGAGCUUUGUUGAAGUGGAAGAACUGGCCGAGUCAGAGCUUUACUACUGCAGCUCGUGCAAAAGCAAGCAACGCUCAACGAAGCGCUUCUGGAUCCGCAGAUUGCCCAAUGUGCUCUGUCUGCACAUAAAGCGCUUCCGCUGGUCUUUCUGCGCGCGUACCAAGCUCGACACUUAUAUUUCAUUCCCGUUGCACGCGUUGGACAUGUCCCAGUUCGUUCUGGGGCAGCCCGACAGCCACCUCUAUGACCUGGCUGCUGUGAUAGUUCACCACGGAUCAGGUGCCGGGUCUGGCCACUACACUGCAUUUGCUGUCAACAAAGGGCACUGGUUCCACUUCAACGACAGCACCGUGCGAGCUGUGGCUUCAAAGGAGGUGGAGAAAUGCAAAUCAUACAUCUUGUUUUACAUCAGGCAAGAAUUCAGGCUGCCGCCGUUCUAGCGAAUUCAUCCAACGGACUGACCGGCCAGCCUGAAGCACUGCUACAAACGAAGAAAUGAUUCCAUUUGGUUUAUUUAAUUUAAGUUCAUGUUUCUUGUGUAAUCACUGCGAUUUCGCGAAAGAAGGAUUUUCAAGCCCCCCAUCACACUACGCCCCCAUCUUUCCUAGCUGGACACUGAUCGACGCCCGCUAAGUGAUUAUCUGGAGAAAUUUAACAAUUGCUACACUCAUGCGCCUGCUCGUCAAUCACAGAUUUCAAUUAGGGAGAGGAAAAUGUUCUCUUUGACAGAACUGUUUCAGGUCACAUUGUUCGGGUUCUGUUGCUUCGCAAAAACUGUUCAGUAUAGUUUUCUUCCUUUGUGUGGAAGUCCUUGGACCUAGUUUUAUCAAAAUAAAACUGAGAAAAACCUAAA
Molecule: messenger RNA, 2016 nt
Organism: Cloeon dipterum
Lineage: Eukaryota; Metazoa; Arthropoda; Insecta; Ephemeroptera; Baetidae
Product: ubiquitin carboxyl-terminal hydrolase 3-like
Exons: 6
Coding region: 161-1603 (480 amino acids)
Biological process (GO): protein deubiquitination
Cellular component (GO): cytoplasm
Molecular function (GO): cysteine-type deubiquitinase activity; zinc ion binding
Source: RefSeq, a predicted model, not a curated record